Molecule: messenger RNA, 633 nt
Organism: Emiliania huxleyi CCMP1516
Lineage: Eukaryota; Haptophyta; Isochrysidales; Noelaerhabdaceae
Exons: 1
Coding region: 1-633 (210 amino acids)
Source: RefSeq, a predicted model, not a curated record
AUGGGCGGUCCGUCGGCCAAGGAGAUCGGCCUGUCGCCCGACCUGCGCAGCCGGCUCUCGCCCGGCGGCGCCUCCUUCCAGCUGGCGUCGACGCGCUACUAUGUGUACGGUCCGGGGGACGACGGCGUGUUUGUCGAGUACCUGUACCGCGCGCCGGGCGCGGUCGACGACCUGCUUCUCACGCGCGCGGGCCGAGUCCGCAACGACGGCGGCAACCGGUUCGGCUUCGAGUUUGGGCUGCCCCUCCGGCCGUACGAGGCGCGGGUCAAUGCCGACACGACGAGCGGUGACGACAUCUUCGCGGCGCUGGUUAGCGGGCGACCGCUGGAGGGGCUGCCUGCGUCUGCGGCGGGUCUGCCGGGCGGAUCAAAGGUGGAGCUGCAGACCACGUACCUGAGCGAGCGCGUCUGGAUCAUCCGCGACGCGAACGGGCAGACGGCCGCGUUUGAGCGCACAGAGACGCGAUCCGUGGCCGACCGGCGCGGCCUCGUCGCCGACGGGCAGCUGAAGCCGCCAGACGACGACUCGAUCCGCUUCGGCCGGCUGCUGUUCGGGGAGACCCUCUCCGACUACAACGGGUGGGAGUCGGACCAGAAGAAGGACUCGGAGCUCAAGGACAAGCUCUUCAAGUGA